Molecule: messenger RNA, 728 nt
Organism: Amorphotheca resinae ATCC 22711
Lineage: Eukaryota; Fungi; Ascomycota; Leotiomycetes; Helotiales; Amorphothecaceae
Exons: 1
Source: RefSeq, a predicted model, not a curated record
ACCGAGGGGGCCCCUAAAUUGGUAGCGCUUGUACCGUCUCUGGUUGCCACCGUGAGCUUAACUGCGUCUGGGCAACGUCUCCCAAGAUCGAGAGGGCCUAAGGAAUGUCCCGAAGGUCGAGAGUCGAGAGGCGAAGGCCGCGCCUUAUUACGCUAUGAGGGUAAGAGCCUACCUCGAGCCGGCCGGCCUAAAUCAUAUACGGAUCGCGACGUUCGAAACCUUAUACGAUAUGUGCGAUUACACCCAAAAGACACGUACGCAGAGGUCCGUAAAGCCCUUAGGUUCAAUUUCUCGACUACUACCCUUAAGGUGAUGCUUAAGCCUUCUAGAAUCGUUAAUUGGCGCUGUAAAAAGCGGCCCUACCUGUUACUAGAAGUAGUAGAGAAGAGGCUUGAGUAGUGCCUUGCGCGGAAGGAUUGGACAAAGGAUGACUUCCGAAAUAUCAUGUAGAGUAAUGAGUGUUCUGUAGAGCGGGGUAAAGGCCGAGCUCAAGAGUGGGCCUUUUGUACAGUCGCUCAAAGGCUGCGCAAAGAGACCGUUUCUACCUAUAAAAAGGGCAAGGAUAUAUCAGUUAUGGUCUAGGGCUGCUUUUAGUGGGCUAAUGGUGAAAUCCGGAAAUCAGACCUAGUGAUUAUAGACAGGGACUUUGAGUCAAAGAAGAUAGGGUACUCGGCGCGCUCUUACCUUACGGUUAUCGAGGAUCAGAUGCCUAGGUGCUAGGAACCAGG